CCUCCGGAGGAAUGGAGUUCUCGGAGUUGAUCCGCACCAGCCGGGCCCAACCCGAGCUCUUGCGGGGCCAGGAGGCGGCCCCACUGCGUGGCACGCUGUGCGUUACCGGCCACCACCUGCUGCUGUCUCCAGGGCCCCAGGCCACUCUGGACCUUUGGCUGCUGCUGUUGCGUAGUGUUGACUCCAUGGAGAAGCGCGUCGCGGGGAACCCGGGUGGUCUGGAGUACUUGGAGAGGCGGGAGCUGCGGGACCGAGGGGCUGGAAGGUGUGGGUGGGAUGACCCCACCUUUCCCAGAUCCCCCGACUCCUUCUCCCUGGGAUCGGUCAUCACCUCCUCUCUGUUCUUCUACCGUCCCACGGGCUUGAGAUUGGGCGACGCCUGGCACUUCCACCCGCCCGGAUGCUACUACAAGGGACUAGCACGCGAGGUGACCCGUGAUCAUGCCGGCACCCUACUGGUGCCUUCACUGGCCCAGCUCAUCCUGGGCCCCUUGAGCCGGACCAUGGCUGGAUUCCAGGAACUGGUGGAGUGGGAGUGGAUCCAGGCCAGCCAUCGCUUCCAGCUGCACUGUGCCCACUCGGCCUUCUGUGCCUGCCCCAAGCACGAGGCGUCCACCUUUCUCCUCUUUCUGGGCUGUGUGUGGCAGCUGGGCCGCCAGUUCCCGCUGUCGCUGGAGUUUGGGGAAGGUUUGCUGUUGGCGUUGUUUGAGCACGCCUAUACCUCCCUUUUUGGCACCUUCCACUGCAACAGCGAAAAGGGGAGGUGUGCCUGUGUAAGAACUCCAACACACUCCUCGUGCUCGGGGCUCAACCAGCCAAAAAGGCAACGGAAACUCUGGAACCUGCUCUAUGUGCUCAAUCCUUUGGCCAUCUGGCCUUCUGUGGAGCCUCACAGCCUGAGACUGUGGCAGGCCUAUUUCUGCACUGGGACGCCCCCCCCCCCCCCCCCCCCCGCCCCCAAGCCUUCAGAGGUAGCAUGGGAGGCGUGGCCAAUAGUAACAGAUGAGAAGACAGAAGGCUCUCAGCCAAUGGUUUCAGCCUCUGAGCCCCAGCCCUAA
Molecule: messenger RNA, 1058 nt
Organism: Eptesicus fuscus (big brown bat)
Lineage: Eukaryota; Metazoa; Chordata; Mammalia; Chiroptera; Vespertilionidae
Product: myotubularin-related protein 9-like
Biological process (GO): negative regulation of autophagy
Source: RefSeq, a predicted model, not a curated record